Messenger RNA from Yarrowia lipolytica CLIB122, 675 nucleotides. RefSeq lists its product as uncharacterized. The record is from RefSeq and is a predicted model, not a curated record. Gene Ontology annotation, molecular function: protein kinase activator activity. Gene Ontology annotation, biological process: signal transduction; cell division; positive regulation of protein phosphorylation. Lineage: Eukaryota; Fungi; Ascomycota; Dipodascomycetes; Dipodascales. Gene Ontology annotation, cellular component: cytoplasm; nucleus.
AUGUCGUUCUUCCAAUCUCUGCAUCUCAACACCAACAACUCGCGUACAACCCGCACUUUCAAGCCCUCCACGGCCUCUUCCCCUCCCGCACAUCUUCUCAGACAGUAUGCUGACACCACUCUAGGAGCAGGCUCUCUGGCCCAAGCAGUCAAGCUCCCUGAAGGCGAGGAUCUGGCUGAGUGGCUGGCCGUGCACACAGUCGACUUCUACAACCAGGUCAACAUGCUCUACUCAACCAUCACCUCCUUCUGUUCGCCAGCUUCGUGUCCCCGAAUGACAGCCACAGACGAGUACGAGUACCUGUGGCAGAAUGCCGCAUCGGAAAAGUUCAGAAAGCCCACCCGAGUCUCUGCACCCGAGUACAUUGAGCAUCUGGUGUCGUGGGUCCAGGCUCAGCUCGAUGACGAGGCUGUGUUCCCCCACAGACUAGGCGCCCCCUUCCCCAAGAACUUUGUGUCCAGCGUGGUUCCCCAAAUUCUCAAGCGGCUGUUCCGAGUCUACGCACACAUCUAUUGCCAUCACUUUGACCAGAUCAGCGAGCUGGGUCUGCAGCCGCAUCUCAACACGUCGCUCAAGCACUUUGUGCUGUUUUCCAAGGAGUUUGGCGUGGUCGACCAGAAGGAGUUUGCUCCUCUGGACGAGCUGAUUCAGAUCUUGUUGGAUGAUAAGUCUUAG